CCCUGUAAAAGCUUGUGCCGUAUUAGUUUAAUAUAAAGCAAGCCACGCCUUCUUGAUAAAAAUUGAAAUUGAAAUUUGAAACUAUAAAACACGUGGUCACAUGUGAUUAGGACAGAAUUUUAAAAGAUAUGCUGAGUGUAAUGAAGAUACACAUCGACUUUGAGAGACUAUUAGAAGAAUUAGGAUCAGAAGCAACCAAUCUUCCUGAUAUAUCACAAGGUUGGUCUGAUGGUUUGAGACGAGCAAUAGAUCAUCAAGCAAUGAGUCUGUUUCAGUCUCCAGAGACGUUUGGUACAUGGCUACUGAUUAAUAAACUAAAAGAAACAAAUGAUGAUAAGGUGAUUGAUGGGGUAAUUAGUGUGGGCGUGGUAUUACAAGAUUUGAUGUAUAUUAAUCAUCAAAAUUUAAUUGAAUUACUAAAUCAAACUUAUACAGUAUAUUUAAAUUACAUACAGCUGGACUAG
Molecule: messenger RNA, 464 nt
Organism: Amphimedon queenslandica
Lineage: Eukaryota; Metazoa; Porifera; Demospongiae; Haplosclerida; Niphatidae
Exons: 5
Coding region: 129-464 (111 amino acids)
Source: RefSeq, a predicted model, not a curated record